AUGAUUCAAUAAUUUUUGAAUAAUAAUAAUAAAAAUUCAGAAUAAUCCUUUAAAUAAUCUUAGAUUAUACAACAAAAGAAUUUUGGUAAAAUUCCCUGUUAAUUUAAUCAUGGAUCUCCUAUUAAAUGUUUGAUUUUUGAUGUAACUAAGGAAAGGUAAGCUACUUACUUUUGUGAAAAUGCUUUAUUAUGUAAGUUUUACCUUAAAAUACAAAACCUUUGGAUAAAGUAAAAGGAUAGGUGAUUUAACAAAAAUAAUUAUCACUUGAAUUAGGAAAUAUGUUGAUUUAGAAAUAAGAAUAAUAGGUGGAAUAUUUAGGAUUAUAAAUUGAUAAUUCCAAAUCAUUCAUUAUAUAUUAGUUAUAUUAAUCUAAACAAAAUAUAAAGAUGCGAAAAUAAUAAUUUGAGGUUUUCUAUGUGCAAGAAAAUGAAAUUUAAUGUUGAAUUAGAAGUGAAAUAUUUGCAUUUAAAUCUGGAAAAAUAUAAAUUAAAAGAACUUAUCAGACUUUAGGCAAAAAUUCUAAAUUACAAUUAAACUUUUAAUCAAAAAAGAGACCAGAAAAUACAUCAAUUUCUUGAUUUAAAUUUAUGA
Molecule: messenger RNA, 591 nt
Organism: Paramecium sonneborni
Lineage: Eukaryota; Ciliophora; Oligohymenophorea; Peniculida; Parameciidae
Source: the annotation of a GenBank genome assembly